This is a messenger RNA of Fusarium graminearum PH-1, 774 nucleotides long. RefSeq lists its product as uncharacterized. Lineage: Eukaryota; Fungi; Ascomycota; Sordariomycetes; Hypocreales; Nectriaceae. Gene Ontology annotation, molecular function: ribonuclease MRP activity. The transcript is spliced from 3 exons. Gene Ontology annotation, cellular component: ribonuclease MRP complex; nucleolar ribonuclease P complex; cytosol. The coding region runs from base 1 to 774 and encodes 257 amino acids. Gene Ontology annotation, biological process: rRNA processing; tRNA processing; nuclear-transcribed mRNA catabolic process, RNase MRP-dependent. The record is from RefSeq and is a predicted model, not a curated record.
AUGCCUGCUCCAGCGUCUCAAGCCGCUCGCAAGAGAGUUGUUCACCAACUUGACACUCCCUUUUCCACUGUCUCAUGGCCAGAUGUCUCAGCAGAAGAUCAAGACACUAUUUUGGAGCUUUUAUGCGAAGCAGGACAAGUUAUCCGAAAAGCAAACAUUACUGACAGCCAAAGCUUAUUGAGCCCUAUUGGUCAAUAUCGCCAAACACACGUCAAGCUAUCGAAGGGUAAACGUGCGGCGCAAAAGGAGAAAGAAGUCAAGAAGAUAGGGGAUGGCUCGGAAGAACCUCAGCCGCCACCAAUGCCCGAGCUCGAAGCCGAUAUAGAUGUUGGAUUUAACUCAAUUGCUAGGAAUCUCCAGUCAUGGUCGUCAAAGAACACUGAAUCUACAGAAGACGAACUUAAAAGGCAGUAUUGCAUGGUUUUCGUAGCUCGAGGCAACCAGGCCUCGGCAUUCAACUGCCAUUUUCCACAGAUGGUUGGUACAGCAUCCAAACAACUCCCUGCGGAUAGUCAUAUUCGUUUGGUUGGGUUUUCCAAGCCCUGCUCUGAGCGCCUGAGCGCCUGCCUAGGAGUUCCCAGGGUGUCAUCCAUUGCCAUUGUCAAGGAUGCUCAUGGAGCCGGAGCCUUGCAAGAGUUUGUCAUGAAGGCAGUGGCACCAGUGGAGGCAUCGUGGCUAAAUGCAUCUUCAAGUACACAGUAUCUUGCUCCAAAGAUCAAUGCUAUAGAGACCACGGUAGGACCCAAACGCGCACGGGUUGAACAGUUUGACUAG